CCUGCCUUCAAGGUGACUCAUAAAACUCGUAUAUGUUCACCUUUUCGAUCGAAAAAUGCAAAGGGCAUCCGUUUUGGACAACCCGUGCACGUGCGUGAAGGUGCCCGUGCGCGCGCGUGCCCGAGGGAGUGCGCGCGUGCUGCUUCCUCGCGCGCACUUGUGACGCUUCGACGUCACAAGCGCAGCCAACACCGGCGGGCUCGGUCGGUCCCCGUCCUGGAGUCGGUCCGCGGGAUUCACACUUGCGGCUUAUGUGACGCUCGGGCACGCGCAUGUGGACCGGAGAGUGACCCGGGCACCGUCACGCGUUCUGUUCUUCCUCUCCGCGGAAAUAUUCUCAGCAGUGGAAGGACGGUUGCACGUUUCGUUUGGACACCAUGACGGACGCAAAGUGCCUUCUGAAAACACCGAGUAACUUCCAGUCAUCUGCCAUGUUGGAAGACUCUGUGGAGGGAGACGCAGGCAGUACAGAAAGUGCAGUGGCCUCUACAAUCAGUGCUAGUAAGAAGGUUCUGUGCAGUAACAGUGCGCUGGACUCAUCAGACUACUGGCUGAGGAAUGACAAAGCUUUGUGCAGACUGGGCUUGCUGGACGACAACGCAGACGGCAGCGGCACCACGAUGUUUUUUGUGAAUCUGGAUCCACAGAAAACCGAUUGUCGAGAUGACAAAUCCAUUAAGAAACUGGCGCAAGUCUCGCCAGAGCUGCCGAAGCUUGUUGACUUGCUAACUGCUCACCAACCAAAAGAAAAUGAGAUCAUCUUCCUCAACGGACUCGAGGCAUCUGGCGCUUGCCAAAAGCGCCCAACAGCCCCUUCUAAGCAGCCGAAAAGUACAGGUGUGUGCCUGCUUCAGAGUUCAGGGAAGAGGCGCUUCAUCCCAGCAAGCAGUAUCAUCUUUGAGAUCAACAGGUUCCUCGCAGGUUUCCAGUGGGGGAAAGAAAGACAGCUUCAUCCAUGGCAAAUCGGACAGCGGGUUGAUGAUGACACCAAUCGUUCGGUGUCAUCCAUCGAGGAAGACUUCUUAACGGCUUCAGAACACAUGGGAGAUGACAGCGAGGAUGACGCUUCUAGAAAUGAGGCUGAGUUUCGUGAACAGGCAGAGAGGUUGGUACAGGUUGCACAGAAACACAGCGCUAGUGUCACAAGUCAGAGGGGACAGCUGGCUCACCAUCCCAGCAGGGAGGAUGCGGGGCUGAAAAGGGAAGCACAUCAGCGGGUCAGCCUCCACACACAGGAAUCAGCUGGUCACUACGCCAGCAAUCUGGCAGAGUCGGUACUGCAAGAUGCCUUCAUACGCCUUUCUCAAGAUGAAAACUCUUUUGUCUCCGAAGCCGCAGUCAGUGUGUCACACUCUCGAUGCCACUCCAACACUCCACCGUCACAGAGAAAACAGCCAUCCCAACAGCACACCUACUCUUUUGAACUCCCCAAAAUUGUUAUAGUUCAAAGUCCAGACAGUACAGAUGGAACUGCAGAGUGGCCAGAGCCUCAGGUGUCAAAUGUGUCUGAGCAGGAAAUCACUGCUAAAGACAUUGAGGUGCCCGAAACCAAACCCCACAUCCCUCACCACAAUGGAGGACUCCCAUCUAAACCUGUAGAGUUGGCUUUGGCCUGUGCCGCCAAUGUUAUUGGCACCAUAACUUCCCCACGGCUAGCUGGACAUAUCGCCAAGGAUUCAACUUCAGAAGAAGACACAGAAGAGGAACUAGAAAAACCAGAGGAGAAAGGUGAUUACUCCAUCUCCUCAGCCAUGUGUGCUAUGGCUCAGGUUGCCGGCGCUGUUGCAGCGUUGGAGCUGGCAGAGAAAUCAGCGGAGCGCAGCAAUAAUGACGCAGAUUUGAGUGCAGUCUUCACGACAUCACAGGGCUUGAUAUCUGCUGCCCAAACAUCUGCAGCCUUCACGUUACACUGUAGUGUUGCAGAAGGUACUAGUGUUGAAGCAUUCCGUGCAAACAUUGCUGAGGUCCUUCAUAGGGAAGCGGCCGAGGUGCUGACUUAUCCCCACGGCUACCGGAGUGUAGCUGACCUUCUGGAAUCAACACACAGCAAGAUCGUUGAUGGCAUCACUUGCCCGAAAAAAUCCUACAUUCAAGAAAGAGAUGUGGGAGAAUUAAUCAGUGAGGUGUCCGACAGUCUAUUUAAGCAUGCUUUAGAAAAAGCCAAAAGGAAAAAAGAACUGGAGGGGACUGGGAAAGAUGCACCAAGCCUCCGGGUUCUCCUGCAGGACAAUGUAAACAAUUUGCUGUUCGAGAUUCUUUGUCAGGCACAGAAAAAGAUCAGCCAUAUAUCAUCAAUAAGUGAGAAAGGUUUGUUUGAGACACAGGACAUUGAUACAUGCUCCAAGGAGUGGACUCCUGCAAAGGGAAGCAAUGAUCCGUUAAGUCAGUUAGAGGGUUUAGGGUGUUAUAGGUCAUCUACUAACAUUGGCAAAUAUAAUGGAAUGUGCCAAAGCACUUGUAGGCUUCCGGGAAUUAGCACAAAUGUGCUUGAAGAAAGUGAUGUUAAUGCAUCUCCCAAUAAAUCUACCAGCAAACAGCAAACGCAGCACUCAUGUUGCGCACAGAGUCAGUCAAAGUCUACCGUACAUACAAAAGACUGGUCUGGCCCGCAGGACACAGCAGCUGUCAGAGUCCCCUUGAGUGAAAUCCCAGUUCAUGGCAAUGAGCGGCGGGGACGAUUUGUGACGCCAAAUGACAGCAGACAGUCCUCUCUCACCCCACAGUCUUCACUCAACUCUUGCAGUUCACUCUUCUCUUGGAGAAUGGACUCAGAGAGUAGGACACCGAUUACUUGCUAUGCUGAUGAUUUGGCUGCGACUGUGGUGUCUAUGGCCACAGAACUUGCUGCCAUAUGUCUUGAAAACUCCACUGGGAAGCAGCCCUGGUUCUGUGCCCUCAAAGGGGCAUCCACAGAGGGCCCAGAGGCUUUCUUGAUUCCUGCUUGCCGAACGGUUCUCAGAAGGAAAGAGGGUCACAACAACAACGUCACCUCGAAGAAACAUAGAGCGCCACGUCUCAGUGAGAUAAAAAAGAAAACAGAGGAGCAACCAGAAUUGAUGGAGCGUCUGGUGAACCGUGUGGUUGAUGAGUCGGUCAACCCCGAUGAACCGCAGGACUCAUUUGCCCUGUUUGCCUCAGAAGUCACUGCCAGGAUCAUGAACUGCCCUGAGCUUAAUGUGGUGGACACUUCCAAAUCAGGGCAGCCACGUAGCAGACUACAGUGUGAGAGGUGGAGCCGUGGAAAAGCCUCGAGUUAUGAAAGCAUACCAGAAGAAGACGCUGACCCCUCAGGUACACCAAACACCCUGGGCCCUGGCAGUCAUUUAGGCCAGAACCUGAGUCGUGGUAGCUCUAUUUCCAAGCAGUCAAGUUGCGAGAGCAUCACAGAUGAAUUUUCACGGUUCAUGGUAAACCAGAUGGAAACCGAGGGCAGAGGCUUUGACCUUCUCCUGGACUACUACGCGGGGAAAAAUGCCAGCAGCAUUCUGAGUGCAGCUGUGCAACAGGCUGCAUCCAAGAAAAAUGGUCACCUUAAUGUCAGAACUAUAUCCUGCCUGUCCAAACAGUCUAGCACCGAGAGCAUCACAGAGGAGUUCUACAGGUUCAUGCUCCGGGACAUGGACAAGGAAAACAAAGACCAUGGCAUUGCAAAGACGAAAGAGUGGAACAACAGCUUAUUCCCCCCGUCUUCCCGGACUCCCUUUUGUAUACGGCAGUCCUCAGUCCCAGACAGGCGCUCCUCAGAUUCAAGACUGACUGUCAGCUCACCCAUUAAAGCCAAUUCAUUUGAUGGGUUUGGCCGAAAUGUCCACGGGGACACACUGAAUAUCUACCCAACCAAUUCAGUGGCAGCAACAGGACUGUGCAAUUCGGACUCGUGUCUUUAUCGAAGAGGCAAGACUGACCACAUCACUGAUAUGCUGAUCCAUGACACCUGGUCUAGUUCUAUUGAGUCUUUGAUGCGUAAGAACAAGAUUAUUGUUGAUCCAGAGGACAGUAUUGACCUGGAGGCUGCAGGAGACCCCCAGCCUCACGUACAGCAGUUUGCCAACCGUCUGGCAGCUGACAUUGUGGAUAUUGGCAAGUCAUCUGCCGGAGAUCAGCAAGAUGUUAUCGAGGGCACAAGUGGAUCUCACAAACAAACGACGCCUGUGGGUGAGAGAAGGAGGGGGUUCAAACAAUCCCAUUUAAACUGUAGUCCGGCUGGGUCAAGCCAAGAACAAGCCGGGCUUCUGUCAGGUGUGGGUGACGUCGGUACACCUCGUAUGAGAGCCUCCAGAGAUGUGCCAGUAAUCCACAUUGAGGGGGAAAGCCACGAAAGGAGAGAUGGACCUCCACAGCGACCGCCAGAGAUGCCAGUCGCCAAGCGUACCGAGAGGACUACAGCCAGCGGCUUCAGGAAUGCGACCAGCAGCGGUUCGAGCGUCGAUCCUUUCGCUGAAGCGGCGUCUCAGCGCACAGAAAUUGGUGCAGAGUCAGAGAAAAGUGACCAAGCAGCAACCAAAGACAAUUACUUUGCCAGCGGCACAGUCCGGUUAGCAGGGGGCGACGGCACUCACGUCAGGGACCUCCUCGUGGUGAACUGCGACCUGGAAGCGGAAUGCUCGCACUCCGAGGUGACCGUGGUUCUGCAGUGGAUUGCAGCUUCCGAGCUGGGCCUUCCGGCUCUCUAUUUCAAGAAGUCCAAAGAAAAAAAGGCCGCCAAGUUCCAGAAGCUGGUCCAUCUGAUGUCCCAGAAGUCGUGGCGGAUCGCGGACUUGUUCAGCGCCGUCCUCGACUUCUGCAAACAGCGCGAGGGCAGCGAGGACGCGUCUGCGUGCAGCCUGUUUGACUGGCUCUUGGAAAUCCUGUGAAGUGGACUACGUCGUUUUUCCACCAGUGUGCGUACAAGUCUGCAUGCUCACUUCCACGCGCUUGACACUCGUCUUCACACCAAGUCUGCCCGCUUCCGAAGCUGAGGGCACAAAGUGAUCAGCCCGCUCGACAGAUGCCCGCCUCCCCCUACCUCCCUUUACUGCUGUCUCUCGCUAUUGUCCCUGGAAGUUUAGUUUUUUUCUGUCGCUGCUCACAUGCGCCCCAGGUCGGCCAUUGCUAUCGGGAGUGAACGAGCCAUGAAGAGAUUCGAACUAGCAGGUUUUAACUGCUCCUGGCUGUAUCGAUGUAUGUGCACUAUACAGUAUAUUUACAGAUUCUCACAAACAAACGAGGCGCCGCUUCAUUUGUUUUUUUCCCCAAAAAGUACCAAUGGAUCAGGUGCACAUUUUCAACUGUUCAUCAGGCUCCUUUAAAAAAAACAAACGUGGCUCUUAAGGUAAGAUUUUUGUCUCUCCACUGUACGCGUUGAUUUAAAGCUAAGAAAAUGCACAUUAUUGUAUUUGUUUUUGUAAGCCAAGCACCCUUGUUGUUACCUCAAAGUUUUAUGUGGAGUUGUAAUACGUCACUUGAGAACAGAUCUUAGAUUGUUGUCUUGUAUAUAUUGAUGCAUUCGGACCCCCAGCGCCUCAGAGAAGCGGUCCGAGUAAGAGUCCUAAUGUUGGAAUUUGUAGGUCAAGUCGGUGUGUUUAUUUCACGACUUUGUGGUACUCUUGUAUUAACAGAAGCACACAAUUCAUCUGUAAAGGUGUCAUUAUAUAAGUGAAUGUAUUUCUCUUUUGACAUCAAUAAAAAAAAAAAAGUUCUGUGA
Messenger RNA from Syngnathoides biaculeatus (alligator pipefish), 5683 nucleotides. RefSeq names its product SPHK1 interactor, AKAP domain containing (gene sphkap). The transcript is spliced from 11 exons. Gene Ontology annotation, cellular component: cytoplasm. Gene Ontology annotation, molecular function: protein kinase A binding. NCBI's taxonomy places the organism in Eukaryota, Metazoa, Chordata, Actinopteri, Syngnathiformes, Syngnathidae. The record is from RefSeq and is a predicted model, not a curated record. The coding region runs from base 378 to 4853 and encodes 1491 amino acids.